Uranotaenia lowii is the source of this 1435-nucleotide messenger RNA. RefSeq names its product ADP,ATP carrier protein 1. Gene Ontology annotation, molecular function: ATP:ADP antiporter activity. Lineage: Eukaryota; Metazoa; Arthropoda; Insecta; Diptera; Culicidae. The transcript has 3 exons. The record is from RefSeq and is a predicted model, not a curated record. Gene Ontology annotation, cellular component: mitochondrial inner membrane. Gene Ontology annotation, biological process: mitochondrial ADP transmembrane transport; mitochondrial ATP transmembrane transport. Bases 133 to 1041 code for a protein of 302 amino acids.
UCGUUCAUUCUCUUUGGAUUGUGCCCUCCGAACGGUUCGGAAGUUCUAGACAGCGCGCGGCCUUUUGCUAAGGAAAAUCAUCUAAAUUCCCCGUUUUUGUGGUGUGUUGAGUGAAGCAGGAACAAAAGCAUAAUGUCGGGCAAAAAGGCUGAUCCCUAUGGUUUCGCCAAGGAUUUCCUGGCCGGUGGUAUCUCCGCUGCCGUGUCCAAGACCGCUGUCGCUCCGAUCGAGCGUGUCAAGCUGCUGCUGCAGGUCCAGGCCGCUUCCAAGCAGAUCACGGCCGAUAAGCAGUACAAAGGUAUUAUUGACUGCUUCGUUCGUAUCCCGAAGGAACAGGGCUUCGGAGCCUUCUGGAGAGGCAACCUCGCCAACGUCAUCCGGUACUUCCCGACCCAGGCGCUGAACUUCGCCUUCAAGGAUGUCUACAAACAGAUCUUCUUGGGUGGCGUCGACAAGAACACUCAGUUCUGGCGCUAUUUCCUCGGAAAUCUGGGAUCCGGUGGCGCUGCCGGAGCCACCUCGCUGUGCUUCGUCUACCCGCUCGAUUUCGCCCGUACCCGUCUGGGUGCCGACGUCGGUCGCGCCGGAGGUGAGCGUGAGUACACCGGUCUGAUCGAUUGUCUGAAGAAGACCGUCAAAUCCGACGGCAUCGUCGGUCUGUACCGUGGCUUCAACGUGUCGGUCCAGGGUAUCAUCAUCUAUCGGGCAGCCUACUUCGGUUGCUUCGAUACCGCCAAGGGAAUGUUGCCAGACCCGAAGAACACAUCGAUCUUCGUGUCGUGGGCCAUCGCACAGGUUGUGACGACGGCUUCCGGUAUUAUCUCGUAUCCAUUUGACACAGUCCGACGACGCAUGAUGAUGCAGUCUGGCCGUGCCAAGGCCGAUAUCAUGUACAAGAACACCCUGGACUGUUGGUACAAGAUCAGCAAGAACGAGGGCACCGGUGCCUUCUUCAAGGGUGCUUUCUCCAACGUUCUACGUGGUACCGGUGGCGCUCUGGUGCUUGUGUUCUACGAUGAGCUCAAGGCUCUGAUGGGUUAGAUUUAGGAAGUAAGCAGCGAAAGGGCAAAAACGAGACGAGGGUGAGGAGAAAAAGUAUAAGAAAGCAGUAGCAGCAACCGCGUCAACAACUAUUAACUACAACAACAAAAGUAAUACCACAACAACAUCUAAAUCAAUUUAAGUCGAAAAAAAACGGCAGUAAAAUCAGUAAACGCUAUCGAUUAUUUAAUGCUAGAAAGAAACUCACUUGAACACGACAAGCCAAUGCUAAGCGUUUAAAGCGAACCUACCUACUACGAGAUCCGCGUUAGUUAUCGGGAAACGGAACUUGCUAUUUCCUUCCUAGUAGCAGGACCCCAAUGUCGAUCAUAAUGUGUUACAGCAGAAUUCGAACUACACAAAAUAAAAUGUUGAUUUUACUCUGACAACCGAA